Molecule: messenger RNA, 1994 nt
Organism: Balaenoptera musculus (blue whale)
Lineage: Eukaryota; Metazoa; Chordata; Mammalia; Artiodactyla; Balaenopteridae
Gene: RAB39B
Product: RAB39B, member RAS oncogene family
Exons: 2
Coding region: 317-958 (213 amino acids)
Biological process (GO): Rab protein signal transduction
Cellular component (GO): Golgi membrane
Molecular function (GO): GTPase activity; GTP binding
Source: RefSeq, a predicted model, not a curated record
UUUCUGUGUGCGCUCCUCUUACAGACAGUGCGGUCCUGAGCGUCGCCUCUACGUGGAGGAUUACAGUAACCCUGUAGUCGGUGAUGAGUCAGAGUGCGUGGUGCUGAUGCUGCUGCCAUUUCAUCACCUCUGCGAGCGCAGCAUCCGUCCCUCCUCUCUCCCUGCGCCUGGGCCUACCUCGCCUCAGGCUCCCAGGCCAACGAUGCGCUCGUGGCCGAUCUAGAUCAGGACCGAGCCGCGCUCUCUGAGGCCUCGGCCGGGCGCCCCCAUCUCGCCGCCCACGGCCCGGGCCGAGGAGACCUGCCGAGCCCCGGCCAUGGAGGCCAUCUGGCUGUACCAGUUCCGGCUCAUUGUCAUCGGGGAUUCCACGGUGGGCAAGUCCUGUCUGAUCCGCCGCUUCACCGAGGGCCGCUUUGCCCAGGUUUCGGACCCCACGGUGGGGGUGGAUUUUUUCUCCCGUCUGGUGGAGAUCGAGCCAGGAAAACGCAUCAAGCUCCAGAUCUGGGAUACCGCAGGUCAAGAGAGGUUCAGAUCCAUCACGCGUGCCUACUACAGGAACUCAGUAGGUGGUCUGCUCUUAUUUGACAUUACCAACCGCAGGUCCUUCCAGAAUGUCCAUGAGUGGUUAGAAGAGACCAAAGUACACGUUCAGCCCUACCAAAUUGUAUUUGUUCUCGUGGGUCACAAGUGUGACCUGGAUACACAGAGGCAAGUGACUCGCCACGAGGCAGAGAAACUGGCUGCUGCAUACGGCAUGAAGUACAUUGAAACGUCAGCCCGAGAUGCCAUUAAUGUGGAGAAAGCCUUCACAGACCUGACAAGAGACAUAUACGAGCUGGUUAAAAGGGGGGAUAUUACCAUCCAGGAGGGCUGGGAAGGGGUGAAGAGUGGAUUUGUACCAAACGUGGUUCACUCUUCAGAAGAGGUUGUCAAAUCAGAGAGAAGGUGUUUGUGCUAGUCAGCCCUUUUAUCUCCAAAACAUGCUCUCCCACCUGAACUUAAAAGUGACCAAAAUGAAUAGAAUCAUCGUGCGACUGAAGAGAACUCAACCUCCAUAUUGGAUACCAAGUGAGCCUGCUCCCCAAGGGGCCCUUGGACAGGUGAUGGGCGGGUGGGUGGGGGAGCCUGGGUGCUGGAACUGGCACUGUUUUGUGGCCCAUGCUGGGCAGUGGCCGCUCUGUGUGCCCUUUGUGGACCGCAUGUCAAGGAACUGAGGUCUGGGGAGCUAGGCCCCAGAAAAGUACACCCACAGUCAGGACAACUAUUUCUUGGUAUUUCAGCUCAUUCAUAGGUCACGAUCAUAAAGAAAUAUGUAAAGGGGAGAAAAGUAUCACAUUGGGAACAAUUAGCCAACCUAAAAAAGAGUACGAGAUCAGCUUAAUCAGUGAGAAUAUCCUGCACUAAACAUAUGUGCUGGGUUUGGUUAUAAGGUACCAAUUAGCUUCUAAACAACUCAUGUGUAAAAUGAGGGGUGUGGACCAGCCUUUUGCUAAGACCCUUUCAAGGCCUGGUGUUCUAGUGAAAACGGUGUGAAUGUGGAAAAGGGAGGCUCUUUACACACUGUUAUUGUCACACUUGAAAAAAUGUACAGCCUUGUGAAAGAAUAACCAGCUGUGUGUAAGAAAUUGUCCCACGCAAAUUACCGUGUAAGUAGAAGAGAGAAACACUGUAACUCCCAUGCCCUCCUUCCCCUCUGACCACGCCUGGGGUUUCACUGCAUUGGCGACUGCAAUCUGAAGGUAAACACCUGCUCAACAGGAGGUGCGGUAAGCCUUACAGACACAUUACAGUUCAUCGGCCUACCUAUUUGAUCAUCGUAGCAAGCCGUUAGGGUUUCUUCCCCAGUUUACGAAAAAAUUAACUGAGGGGCAGGAGAGUCACUUGACCCCUGGUUCUUGUUUCACCGCAUCAUCCUGCUGUCAGAUGAAUAAACUGUUAUUAAUUUGUUUACUUUGGAAGUGAUAUGACUGUAAAUAAAUAUUCUCUACAUGUUA